CUGCGUACGCCUACUCCUCCAGCUGCUGUCGCAGAGGCUGUCUGGCAGGCUCGUACCCUAAGCAACGUACGCGAGCUUGAAGCCCAAUCAACGCUAAUACGUGACCGGGUUCAGCGGCAUAAGAGUUCAUCACCAGCGUCAAUUAUUGCGGCAAUUGGCCAGCUUAAGAAGGAGGCAGAGAUAAUAAUGCUCUUAGCUGAGCUAAUGCGCGAUCAGCUCGCCAGCCUUAAGAGGGCUAAUAAGGCAGCAACAAAGCGUAGGCAGCGUAAGAAAAAGCGGAUACAGAAGCGAGGAGUACUUACAAAGGGAGCUGGAGAGGAUCUACUCGCUCAGCGCGAGGCUAAUCAGCAGAUUGCUCAUGAAGAGCGUCAGAGAGGAGAGCGAUCAGGUGUUAGCCGCCAGGCUUUGGCGCGCUGUAGUAGGUGCAGAGAGACUGGCCAUAACUCGCGUACGUGCAAGAAAGAUACUCUAGGUACUGCUUAA
Molecule: messenger RNA, 483 nt
Organism: Exserohilum turcica Et28A
Lineage: Eukaryota; Fungi; Ascomycota; Dothideomycetes; Pleosporales; Pleosporaceae
Exons: 1
Source: RefSeq, a predicted model, not a curated record